AUGAGGCUGUGGUCAGGCACCCUCAGUGCUCUCUCCCAGGUCAGGAGCAGCCAUCGCACCGUAGUCCCAGGACCAGGGCAAGCGCUGUGUGGACAGACCAGGAUGGAGGUGGAGGGUGCUCUCAUCCCCUCGUGGAGUCCACCAGCGCUCUGCGGCAGACCUGAGAGGGACCACCUCGCACGCGAGCUGGGCGGCUGGCAUGCAGCCGGCUCUACUCAGCUGUCCUGGCAUGCAGAUGGGCCUCAGACGCCAGGAGAUGUACAAUCUGAGACUCCGAGACCCACCAGCUACACGGGGCAGGACUCAGAGCCAAGUCCCACCCAGAGAGAUGUGCCUUCAGUGGCCCAGCACUUAGGGUCAGGGGUCAUCCAGAAUGAAGAAAGGAAGAGGUAUGCUAAGUGCUGCCAAGGACCCCUGUGGUCUUAUUCACAACAGGCAAGUCCAGAGCCCAGGGGACAGCUGAGCUGCCACGUCCAUGGGGGCAUUGGCCAGCUCUGGCCACCUGCACCUCUUCCUCUUUUGAGCCUUGCUCAGCGAGGAGACCUUUCAGUGCUCCGCUGUCCAGGCCCUCAGAAGGCCCUUCUGCCUGUAAGGAAGCAGCCGUGCUUGGCCCAGGACUCACUGUCUCCUGGUCGGAGGCCAUUGCCCGGCACUGGAGUCUCCAAACUCCCUGGACUUUUCUCUGUCCUGUCUCUGGCUCCUGGGCCAGCAGUUUCUCGUUGGAACUCAGAAAGAUCCAGAAAUCUGGACAAGGGGCAAGCCUCUGGGGUCCAAGGCUUCCAGCCCCAGGAGGCCCAAGUGGAAGGGUACUAGUUGCUUGGUCUCCACUCCACGUGGAAACAGAGGUACCUAGAGCCCUGGAUUUGAGGUAAGCCUGGGGCUGAAAGAAUGGGCUUCCAUUUCAGGGCCACCUGACUUGCUCUGGUCCCUGCUCUGUACCCUGUGAUGACCAAGAGGGCUCUGUGGGUGGGUAAGGUUGGAUAUGAGAGCCACCCCCAGCUCAGAAGAGUGUGGCCCAACUGUGAGAAUAUGGUCCUGGGGCUCUGCCAGGGCUCUCCCUCUCCUUAGCACUAUGUGGCUCUUGGGCAAGUUACCUACCAGAGACAUCAGCGACUCCAUCUCUGUCCUGGAAGUGAGGAGGGAUUAAAGGAGAAACAGGUGAAUGGCGCAUGGUACUAGGCCCUGGGAGUGUCUGUCGAUGACCUUUGCCCUGGAAAAGACCCAGGGGUCAGCAGCUUCUGACCGUAGCUGUUUCACGGUCAGAUUGGCUAAAGCUGUGUACUGGGGGCUGUUUCUUUAGGUGUGGGGAGCCAGUCCUGAUCCACUAGGGGGCCUCCUGCUGUCCUGUGUGGAGAAGUGAGGCAGGGAAGUGGAAUGGGUGUGAACACAGGUCAUCCAGAGGUAGGAGAAAAUCAGGAGAGCCACUGGCCUCGAGGGCAGUGAGAUUGCAUGCAUAGGGAGUUAGACCCCAGGGAGCCUGCAGCAUGGACAGCUGCCCCCAGCUGGUGCACCAGCAGUCCAGGAGACCGUGACUUCUCAGGUGGGUACCCACCAGCUGGAUCAGGGCCCUGUGUUUAGUCUGUAGAGGGGUGGGGAGAAAGCUUCUCCCUGUUUAGUGGGCCUGCUCUAGGGCUGGCUACUCUGAAAUCAGAGGCAGGUGUGGCUCCUCCCCAGUCCAGCUCUGUUCUGCAGCUCUGGCCUCUACUGGAGUGGGCACUGGACAGUCUCAUUCCUGAACGCUUAGACCCACAUUGUACUGAACACAAGCCAAGACACCCCCAGCAUCCCAUAGCUUCUUGUCCAGUCCAUGUAGAUGCCUGCAAUAAAGGCUCAGGGGCCUAUGCUUGUCCACUGCAGCCCUGUGAGGCUAGAAGUCGGGAAGGAGGCAGGCAUGUGCUUCAGAUUAUUCCAGCUGCCUGUUGACACCUUAGCCCUCAGCUGUGGGGGGGGGGUGCAGUCUGCCUGGAUGGCCAUUUCUACCAUUCCCGGCCCCCUACAGCCAGAGGUUACCCUUCUACCACCCUUAGGAAAGCAGCUAGUCCCCUCUGCCUGUGCCCCUCUGUUGCAGACAUCUGAUCUGGUUGAGCUGGCUCUGCCACACCCAGGCCAGAGCUCCCACAGACCUGGCAGGCUGCAGAGGUACAGCAGAGUCAGUCAGAGAAUGGCUGGGAGCCCAGUGCAGGGUGCCUUUACCACACUGGAGUCUGAAUUUCUUUCUUUCCUUCCCCUUCCUCCUUCUGUAGUGCUCAGGAUUAAACCCAAAGCCUCGUGCAGGCUAGCACACUAACCACUGAGCUCUAGCCUCAGCCUUUCUUGUUUAUUUUUUAUUUUUGCAUGUGUGUGGGGGUGUCUCACAUAGCCUUGAACUUGCUGUGUAGCUGACGAUGACCUGAUCAUCCUGAUCCUCCCAAGGCUGCGACUGAAGGUCUGAGCCACCGCACCCAGCUUAGACAGUCAUGGAAAUCAAGCUUCUGGUUUUCUACCCACUAGGCAAUCAUUCUCUGCCAGCUGAACUGUACAUCUAACCUCCUUUUGGUAUUUUUUAUUUUGAAGCUGGGCCUCCCUUAAUUGCCCAGGCUGGCCUGAACUUGGGGUUCUCCUCCUCUGUUUCCUGAACAGCUGGAGUUACAGACCUGUGCCUCCAGGCCCUCCUCAAGUCCGGGUUUUGACCAGCCACCUUCCUUGUCUGUCACCUAGGCCCCAGUUGGCUUUCAAAAUGGACAGUCCUGCGUUCGAAUCCAAGUUCUACUUAUUUUAAUUUGUUUAAACAUAUUUUAUGUGUAUGGCUCCUUUGUCUGCAAGAAUAUCUGUGGAUGACAUGAGUGCCUGUUGCCUACAGAGGCCAGAAAAGGGAGGGUCUCAGCUCCCCUGGGAAUGGAAUUACAGAUGG
Messenger RNA from Peromyscus leucopus (white-footed mouse), 2890 nucleotides. RefSeq lists its product as uncharacterized. Bases 1 to 813 code for a protein of 270 amino acids. Lineage: Eukaryota; Metazoa; Chordata; Mammalia; Rodentia; Cricetidae. The record is from RefSeq and is a predicted model, not a curated record. The transcript has 3 exons.